GUCUGCUGGCCGUGCUGCGAGGAGGAAGGGACAGGAAGCAGAGAGCUAGAAAUGAAGAGAGAAGAAAGAGCUGGAGCUGUGUGGGGUUGUUCAUAGCACUGCAACAUAGCAAAGAUAUGGAAGACCUUUCAGAUAACAUGGGACUGCAAUGUAGAGAAGGUAUUUUAGGUGACAGGGUACUGAUGCUUGAAGCCCCCUGAAGUUUUUAAAGAAGCACUCUUGAGUGCUGUGGCCAUCUCGACAAGGAUGACAAUGACAAAUGGUGACCCCGGUGUGAUACAAAAGCUGAAUAAUGUGAUAUAACAGUCAAAAUGAGGUACCCGGUCUGGAGUGAUGUGGGGUCCUAGUAACUGGCAAUAUUGACCCACUGGGAGGAGAGUGGGGGGUGGGGAGGCAGCAUUGGUGAAGCUGAGAGUGGUGUGUGGAAGCAACAGUGAUGUCCAGACCUGGUUGUCUCCUAUCAAAGCACCUGGAAGCAGGUGGGCCACCAACUUGUAAUAAUGGGACAUAAACUUAUCUAAGGAGUGUCAUGACCACCCUGACAGCAACAUAUAGUGACACCGGACGUGAUUGGUAAUUGAGGUGCAGCAGAGAUGGAGUCCAGCAAAGCUGAGAGCAGCAGGUGAAGCUGCCAGUCUGGACUUGAUUUUGACACCUGGAGUACAUGUGAGCUGCUGGAAGUAUAAUGAUGGGGACUCAAGUAUCAGGAGAAGAAAAUAUUAUACAUCUAUGAAGCAUAAUGGAAGAGCAGAGCGAUGAUUGGUUAUAGAUACUGGAAAGGAAAAAUGUAAAGGGGAUUAAAGCAUUCAUCAAACAAAUAAUACAUGGCAAAGACUCUGUACAUUCCAAUAGAGAGAGCAUGUGGUUCUGAAGAUUUAAAAUACUGUGUAUGAAUAUCUGUGUGGUAACAUGCAUUUCUAGGACACAUUCUAUAUUGAUGACAAACUGCAAGCCAGCUUGACUGUGGUGUGUCAAGCUCUCCAAAGGACUGGCAUAGAGAUUGGCACUCUGAACUGUUAAUGGGGACAUGGGACUCAUGUUGCUGUUGAUUAUCUGUGUGCACUUAACCAGCAAAGACCAACAGAAGAUGCUAGAAAGGCAGUUGGAAUUAUAGCAGUUUUUCAGAAUGUCUAAGCAAGGUAAAUUGAACCAGGAGACAGCAGAAGAAGCUGCAAAAGAGCAGGAGACUGCCAUCUCUGAAACCAACUUGGACAACUGUGCUCUUAAUAAACCUGAAAGCUCAGAAGUAGAGGAGGAGAAGCUCAGUGAUUCCAAGACAGAGCUGCAGGUGUUACUGCCAACAAAAAAUUGUUACGCAAAGCCUAAGAAGAAACGAGGCGCAAAUCAGCAGAAAAAGUGAUCCAAGUCAGGAGCUAAGGGAAAACUGGUAUGGAGUCUUGAUGUGUGUGAAGAGUCAUCCCCUCGCCCAGGAGCAGAAAAUCUUCAUGACAACCAGUUUUGGUGGGCUAGCCGUCCUGACAAGGGAAGAUAGCUCAUCUAGUAACAGAAGUUACCAGCAAACUGUCUAAAACAGAUUACUAACUUGGUCUACUGACAUAGGAGAGCAGAUCUCAGAUCUUUUAAGGCAGACAUUUCAAAGCUGUCAGCUUAACCAAUGUGUAGUGAGAGCUUCAAAGUAUUUUCCACUGCUUCCAUGUGAUUUACUCAGUACAAGUUUUACUUGGGUUUGCUUCCAGCAUCCUGCGAUUCCCCAGGGCCCAGGAAGAUACAACGCUUGACACACAGGGAAGUGGCUGAAAGGUCAGUGAGCUCAGUACACAUUGGUACUGUGCUGCUGCUAUAUUUGCCAAGAUCCAAGCAAAUUCAAAUAAGAAAAUGAUAUUUGAAGAGAAUUUUACCUGAAGUUUUUCAGCCUCCUGAAAAAUACCCAUCCUUUCUAAUCUUUAUUUAUGUAUUUGUGCACAGAGAGUCCAUACAAGUUAAAAUAGGCUGGCAUCUGGGUUUUCCCAUACUUAGUGUAGCAAACUCACUCUAAGUACAAGGCUAGCUUUUCCCUUAAGUUAGUGAGACCAUCCAGAUCCAUAGGCCUGAAGAUCACAGGGACACAAACUGGCACUGACACCCAACACAGUCCGGCCAGCUCUGCGUAACCAGCUUGUCAGCAGCAUUUACUGGCCCUGACAAUGGCAAAUCCCAGUUUGUACCCCAACACUGAUGGAUCUUUUCCCUGAGCCUUGCAGUUAAGCCUCAGGGCAAAAGGUGGCUCAAAAACCAAAUGUGGAAUAAUUUCUGAAGUCAAUCUGAAACAAGUUGUGGCCUUAGCAUUGACUGAACAUAUAUCCCAAUCUAACCUCCACUCUUUCAUAGUGAGAUAUCCUAGCCUGCCACUGACCUGACAGAAGAGCAUCUCUGCCUUCCUUGCAGAUGCUCUCCUUUGCCCCGGAGCUCUGUGAACUCAAGCCCCAACUUGAACUACAGCCUUUGUACCCCACUUCUCUUCCCCAGAGAGGGUUUUGCCCCAUUUUUUUUUCCAGGCCAGAUAGAAAUUAGAAGAAGGUUUAUGGUGGAGUUUGGAUUACUUUGUACGUUUGCAUAAAUCAUGAUUUUACUCAGUGUAGCUUCUCACCUUCAUCCUAGCCAAAGCUGUUCAUAACCUAAAAACUGCUUUAGGAUCAGCUUUUUGCCUGAACUCUGAAAAGCUUCCCCACAGUAACCUGUGAUGAACUCAAGCUUUGCCUUUUUUUGUCUAGAGGUCUAACCCUACUUUAUCUACUAUGUUACCCAGUGAUCCAUCUCAGAGCUUAUUUCCUAAUGACACUGGCUCACACCAACUCUCAGCUUAGUUUAACAUGCUCUGUUAAUUGUUAUAUGACUUUAUAAAUUUACACAAACAACCUCUAAUUACAUGCAUAACUAUUUACUUCCAGAAGGUUGCAUAACCUUAAUUUGGAAGCAAAUAUACAGCCAUGAGCACCAGCCUUUCAUAUCUGCCUAUCUUGCUGAAAACUGUUUUUUAUUAAGGCAGAAGUGCCAAGAGAAUUUCAAACAUGUUAAAAUGCUCAGAGCUUGGCAAGAAUCAGAGAUUUUAUUUGAA
Messenger RNA from Hirundo rustica (Barn swallow), 3055 nucleotides. Its product is annotated as cAMP-regulated phosphoprotein 21-like. The transcript is spliced from 2 exons. The record is from RefSeq and is a predicted model, not a curated record. NCBI's taxonomy places the organism in Eukaryota, Metazoa, Chordata, Aves, Passeriformes, Hirundinidae.